Adineta ricciae is the source of this 759-nucleotide messenger RNA. The record is from the annotation of a GenBank genome assembly. Lineage: Eukaryota; Metazoa; Rotifera; Eurotatoria; Adinetida; Adinetidae.
AUGAGAAAAAAAAGAAAAAAGUACAGCAGCAUUAUAAAUAACAGACACAUCACUCGUUCCGUACCAUUCUCGUGGUCAUCGACGAGUUUACAAUGUCAUCUCCAGAGUCGACAUUUUCCUCAUAAAACUUGUCUUGAAAGUUCAUGGAGAUGGUCAACAACAUCGACAGCAAUCUUAUUGAACCACGAUAAACAAAUCUUGUUUCAUCCGAGAGUAAGUUCCUCAACCGAAGUCAUUCUUGCUGAUCGACCAUUACCAUGCCAUGGAAAACACUAUUGGGAAAUCUAUAUGCCAGCUGUAUAUGGCACAUCAAUUAUGUUUGGUAUAGCCACGAAUCAGCAAAAAUUAGUCUCAUCCAAUUUUAUUGAUUUAAUUGGAAGAGAUCAGCACGGUUGGGGUUUAUCACACCAUGGAUUAUUAUGGCAUAAUGGAGAAUCACGGCGAUACUUAACGAAAUCAUUUGAACCACUUCAACCGGUUUUAAUUGGCUUGGAAUUUGAUGCUGAUGCUCGAACGCUUUCAUAUAGUGUCAAUAAUCAAUCGAUGGGCAUUGCUUUCCAUUCAAUACCAAAAACGAUGCCAUUAUAUCCAGCUGUAUCAUCAACAAGCGCACAGUGUACAAUGAUUCUCCAACAUUGCUGUCAAUUAUGUUCAUCGUUACGUGAAAUUUGUUUGAAAUUAGUUAAAUCAAAGCAAUUGAUUAAUAGUCGCAAUUAUCAUUUAUUUCCUCGACAUAUUUAUUCUUUUCUUUUGAGCUGA